Molecule: messenger RNA, 518 nt
Organism: Caenorhabditis elegans
Lineage: Eukaryota; Metazoa; Nematoda; Chromadorea; Rhabditida; Rhabditidae
Gene: R02F2.10
Product: Prion-like-(Q/N-rich)-domain-bearing protein
Exons: 2
Coding region: 9-410 (133 amino acids)
Source: RefSeq, marked reviewed
GUGAGAAAAUGGGAUGCUGCGGUUCAAAAAACAAGCAGAAUAGUAGGAAUUCAAAUCGAAAUGGACAACAAAUGAAUCAAACCGGAACCCAAUCAGGCCCCUAUCCUGCCCAGAAUCAACCUCAGAAUAGGAAUCAACCUCCACCUCCACCUCGACAGCAGCAGCAGCAACAAGCUCCACCUCCCAAUGGACAGAAGCCUCCACAACCUCAACGUCAACAACCGUCUCCAGGUCUCCCGUACCAGCCACAACCGCCUCCUGCGUAUGGGGCUCAACAGCCAUACUAUCCACCGCAACAGCAAGUCGUAGUGGCUGCUCCUCCGCCAGUGGUCAUUGUGGAUCCUUAUCCAUGUUAUGGAGGUGGAAUGUACUACGGUGAUCCAUUCUAUUGUGAUCCGUUUAUGUUUUAAUCGAGAUGUCAAAUGAAAAGUAAGAAGAAGAUGAAGUGACUUGAAAAUAUUUCCGAUAAGAAAUAAUUGAUAAUUGAUCCUUUUUUUGCAAUAAAAAUAGUCUGAGAU